AUGGUGAAGGACGAUGAGGUGAAUGUGCCGCUUCAGGGCACUCGAUAUCAGCCGGCGCCGGGACGAUUGACGGGCGUUUUGGCGUUCACCGCGUUCUCGGUCACUUUGGCGUCGUUCCAAUUUGGAUACCAUAUCGGUUGCAUCAAUGCCCCUGGCGAGCUUAUCACCAGAUUCAUCAAUCAAUCUCAUGAGCAGAUGUUCUCGACGAAGCUCACCAAGGAUCAAGCGGAUUUAGCAUUUUCGGUUGCCGUGUCGAUGUUCGCUGUCGGCGGAAUGGUUGGCGGAUUGAUGUCGGGAUGGUUGGCGGACAAGGUCGGACGUCGCGGAGCUCUCCUCUACAACAAUUUGAUUGCGCUUGCCGCUGCUGCGUUGAUGGGACUCGCCAAAUCGGUUGGCGUUUAUUAUAUGAUCAUCCUUGGACGCCUCCUGAUCGGAUUCAAUGCUGGACUCUCGUCGGGUCUCGUGCCGAUGUAUUUGACGGAGGUCUCGCCGAUCAAUUUGCGCGGAAUGCUCGGCUCGUUGCCGCAGCUUCUCGUCACGAUUGCGAUUCUCGUCUCGCAAAUUUUCGGAUUGCCGCAACUUCUCGGCACGGCGCAACACUGGCCGCUCAUUCUCGCGUUCACCGUCGUGCCGGCCGUUCUUCAAUUGGCCACACUGCCGUUGUGUCCCGAGUCGCCCAAAUUCACGAUGGCGGUUCGCGGGCAACGCGAGAGCGCCGAAGCGGCACUGAAGAAGCUUCGCGGCACAAGCGAUGUGACGGCGGAGAUUGACGCGAUUCAGGAGGAGGUGGCCGUCGCCAGCGCUCAAGAGAAGCCGACGAUGGGAAGCAUGUUCACGGGCAGCUUGAGAUGGCCGAUGUCGAUUGCGAUUAUGAUGAUGAUCGCCCAACAAUUCUCGGGAAUCAACGCCGCCAUGUUCUAUUCGACGGUUAUAUUCAAAGGCGCCGGACUCACUGGAAAUGAGCCGUUCUAUGCCACCAUCGGAAUGGGAGCUGUCAAUGUGUUGAUGACAAUCGUCUCCGUCUGGCUCGUCGAUCAUCCGAAGUUUGGACGUCGCUCGCUUCUGUUGAUUGGAUUGAUUGGAAUGUUCGUGUCGACUCUUCUUCUCGUCGGUGGUUUGACCCUUCAAUAUCAGGGUGAAGACUAUAAGUGGGCCAGCUAUUCGGCGAUUGGCUUUGUGAUCAUGUUUGUGAUCGCGUUCGCGACGGGACCCGGCGCGAUUCCAUGGUUCUUUGUCUCGGAGAUUUUCGACUCGUCGGCUCGCGGAAAUGCCAACUCGAUUGCCGUCAUGGUCAACUGGGCCGCCAAUUUUCUUGUUGGCGUCGCGUUUUUGCCGAUUAAGAACGUGCUCAACCAAUUUGUUUUCCUCAUCUUCUCUGGAUUUUUGGCGAUUUUCAUCGUUUACACGUGGAAAUUUGUGCCGGAAACAAAAGGAAAAUCGAUUGAUCAGAUUCAAGCCGAAUUUGAAAAGCGUCGAUAA
Messenger RNA from Caenorhabditis bovis, 1479 nucleotides. NCBI's taxonomy places the organism in Eukaryota, Metazoa, Nematoda, Chromadorea, Rhabditida, Rhabditidae. The record is from the annotation of a GenBank genome assembly.